ACCAGAGAGGUUACGAACUACUAACAAAAAAAUUAGUUUUAAAAUGGCAACAUUAACUUCUAAUUCAUUCUCAAUCUCCCCAAAUCCAAUUUUGGUCUUCAUUUAAUUGUCAUCUCCACCUGAUACUAAAAUGUCAGUCAACGUUGUAAUGCCGGAAAACUCUGUCCAACAAGACAACGAUGACGAACCGUUGCUUGAUUCUACAAACCGAAAAGGAGAUCUCCUGAGAACCACUAGUGAUGAAGAUUGUAGUUCAUCUACUAAAACUGGUCCUCACGGGGACAAAUAUCUUAUUAGUUCAGCCAGAUGCUUUGGGGUGGAACUAACCCCAGAUAACAUUGCAGUUGCUAUGGUAUAUUUUGUUCAAGGUGUCUUAGGCCUUUCAGAUCUAGCUGUUAGCUUUUAUUUGAAAGAUGACCUACACCUAGACCCUGCGGAGACAGCUGUGAUAUCUGGUUUCUCAACAUUGCCAUGGCUUGUAAAGCCAUUAUAUGGAUUCGUCAGUGAUUCCUUCCCACUCUUUGGAUACCGGAGAAGGUCAUACUUGGUUGUAUCAGGACUUCUUGGAGCACUCUCAUGGUUUUUGAUGGCCACCUUUGUAGACGGCAAGUAUGGUGCUGCUUUAUGCAUACUUAUUGGUUCUCUUUCUGUUGCUUUCUCAGAUGUUGUUGUAGAUUCCAUGGUUGUUGAGCGGGCGCGUGGUGAGUCCCAAAGCAUGUCAGGAUCUCUUCAGUCACUUUGCUGGGGUUCUUCAGCAUGUGGUGGAAUUGUCAGUUCUUACUUUAGUGGCUCCCUUGUGGAUGUUUAUGGUGUGAGGUCCGUUUUUGGUGUAACAGCAUUACUUCCAUUGAUAACAUCUGCAGUAGCUCUACUUGUGAAAGAGGAGCCUGUAUAUGGCCCAGCAAGGGGUGUCUCUUUAGGCAAUGGCUUCUUUGAGAGUUCAAAAAGUAGCAUUUUCCAGUUAUGGGGAGCUAUUAAGCAGCCUAGUGUUUUUCUUCCCACGCUAUUUAUUUUCCUUUUCCAGGCGACACCACAGUCAGGUUCUGCUAUGUUUUUCUUCAUAACCAAUAAGCUAGGUUUCACUCCAGAAUUCUUGGGCCGCGUUAAGCUUGUUACUUCAAUUGCAUCACUUAUUGGUGUCGCGCUUUAUAACGGUUUCUUAAAGAAAGUUCCUUUAAGGAAAAUAUUCCUUGUGACGACUAUUAUUGGUUCAGCUCUUGGGAUGACCCAGGUUCUGCUGGUAACUGGAUUGAACCGGCAGUUUGGCAUUAGUGAUGAGUGGUUUUCAAUUGGGGAUUCCUUGAUCCUAUCUGUUCUUGGUCAGGCUUUUUUCAUGCCUGUUCUUGUAUUAGCCGCAAGAAUAUGUCCACUGGGAAUGGAGGCAACUUUCUUUGCAACACUUAUGUCCAUAGCCAAUGGGGGAACUACCCUUGGGGGCCUAAUUGGUGCAGGUCUAACUCACAUGUUUGGUGUCACCAAGAACAGAUUUGACAACUUGGCUCUCCUAGUAAUUGUCUGCAAUCUCAGCUCCUUGUUGCCUUUACCACUACUUGGCCUUCUUCCUCAAGAUGAACCUGAUUCAGAGGAGAAUACUGAUAUUGAGAUGACGCCGUAUUGAAUUCCUGCCUUCUCUGCAUUUACCAUGAUGCCGUAAAAUUACUCAUGUGGCCAUGGAUAUGUUGAUCGUUUUAACUUACUUUAACUGCAGCUUUUCGAGAUAACAGUAGGAAAGAAUUCACUCAUGUAACCAGAAAUGCUAAUAUGGAAUGACUAAGUAGACGUUUGGACAUGCGAUUUCAUCUCAUGAGAUGAAAUCAACGUUUGGACAUGCGAUUUCAUCUCAUGAGAUGAAAUCCCAAAUCAUUCAAAAAAGCAUGAUUCGGGAUUUGAAAUCAUGAUUUCAAAAAAUAUAAAUGUAAAAUUUGACCCAUACGUUUAUAUUUUGUAAAAAAAGACCCAUAAGUUGGUAGAUAUAUUGUUCGUAUCAUGUGGGAGGAUUAUAUUAAAGAGUAGUUGCAUUACUAUUCAUGUUAAAUUUUUCUUUUUAUUGAACUAAAGUUUGAUCAA
Molecule: messenger RNA, 2067 nt
Organism: Lycium ferocissimum
Lineage: Eukaryota; Viridiplantae; Streptophyta; Magnoliopsida; Solanales; Solanaceae
Product: folate-biopterin transporter 1, chloroplastic-like
Exons: 9
Coding region: 131-1618 (495 amino acids)
Cellular component (GO): membrane
Source: RefSeq, a predicted model, not a curated record